AUGCGUGCUUCAACUCUGGCGUGGGCCGCCGUCUCGGCUCUCAGCGCUUUCGUCCAGGCCGCCGACGUUGAGGAAUGGAAGUCACGAUCCAUCUACCAGGUCAUGAUUGACCGUUACGCUCACGAUGAUGGAACCACUGACCACCAGUGUGAGCUUUACAAGUUCUGUGGCGGUACCUGGAAGGGUCUGACCAACAAGCUCGACUACAUCCAGGACAUGGGCUUCAGUGCCGUCCAGAUCAGCCCCAUCGUCAAGAACAUGGACGAUGACACUGCCGUCGGUGAGGCCUACCACGGUUACUGGUCCCUCGACAACUACGCCCUCAACCCCAAGUAUGGUACCGAGCAAGACUUCAAGGACCUUGUCAAGGCUCUGCACGACCGUGGCAUGUACAUCAUGGUUGACGUUGUCGUCAACAACAUGGUUCAGAAGCUCGACAACCUCCCGCCCAAGCUCGACUACUCCAAGUUCAACCCCUUCAACGACGAGAAGUACUUCCACCCCUACUGCAAUGUUACCGAGUGGGAGAACUCGACCAACUACCAGGACUGCUGGCUCUACCCUUACGGCGUCGCUCUUGCCGAUUUGGCCACCGACACGGCCCCCGUCUACGAGGAGCUCGGCAGCUGGGUCAAGGGACUGGUCGCUAACUACUCCAUUGACGGUCUCCGUAUUGAUGCCGCCAAGCACGUCAACGAUGAGUUCCUGCCUCGCUUCGUCAACUCCUCCGGUGUCUUCGCUUUCGGCGAGAUCUUGACCGGUAAGAAGGAGGACUUCUGCCGCUACCAGACCCUGAACCUCCUCCCCGGCAUGCCCAACUACAUGGAGUACUACCCCCUUAUGUCCGUCUUCUUCAACGGCGACCUCAACAACCUCGCCGAUCUCCGUAGCCAGACCCGCGAUGGCUGCACCGACAUCUUUGCUCUCGGCUCCUUCGUUGAGAACCACGACAUGCCCCGCUUCGCCGUCUACGAUACGGACAUCACCCUUGCCAAGAACGCAAUGGCCUACAUCCUCCUGACUGACGGUAUUCCUACUGUCUACCAGGGCCAGGAGCAGCACUUCAACGGCAACUCCACUCCCUUCAACCGUGAGCCCCUCUGGCAGUCCAAGUACGACACCAAGGCGCCUCUGUACCAGCUGACCAGCACGCUCCUCCACGCCCGUAACAAGCUGCAGGCUUUGGACAACAAGUUCGCGACGACCGGCUCUGAGCAGCUCUUCGUCGAGAACACCCACUUGUGCGUGCGCAAGGGUCCCAGCGGCGCCCAGGUCGUCUUCUGCAUCACCAACAAGGGCGAGAACGGCGACAAGUACCAGCUCUCCGUCGGUGGCUUCAACCCCGGUGACGAGGUCGUCGAGAUCACCACCUGCGGCACCUCCACCGCCGAUGGCACCGGCAACGUCACCUUGUACAUGAACAAGGGCGAGCCCCGUGCCGUCAUCCCCAAGGCCGCCCUCGAGGGCACCAAGCUCUGCCCCAACGGCACCACCGAGGCCUCCAAGGCCGCCGAGGGCCAGGGCAAGAGCGCCGCCUCGGCCUUCGGCACCAGCCUGAGCCUCCUCGUGGCUUCUGUUGCUACCGUCUCCUUCGCCGUCCUGUUCUAA
Molecule: messenger RNA, 1608 nt
Organism: Colletotrichum truncatum
Lineage: Eukaryota; Fungi; Ascomycota; Sordariomycetes; Glomerellales; Glomerellaceae
Source: RefSeq, a predicted model, not a curated record